AAUCGCAUCUAUUUUCAUAUAAACGCAUCUUUGGGGCCACAACCAAGAUAGAGCCCCCUUCACGUCCCUUGUCAUCCUGGGACGAUCCAACCUUUAAGCCUUACUUCGACGACAAUAACGUUGACAAUGUGACCACACAAUUGGGUAAAACUGCUCAUCUUCACUGCAAAAUCCGCCAACUUGGUGAUAGAACGGUUUCUUGGGUUCGACAAAAGGAUUUGCACAUUUUAACAGUUGGACGUUACACUUAUACUUCCGAUCAAAGGUUUACCUGCAUUCAUCUAGACGAUUCAGAUGAUUGGACACUUGAGAUUAAAUACGUUCAAAAGGACGACGCUGGCAUAUACGAGUGUCAAGUCAGCACCGAACCAAAGAUGAGUCUAAGCAUUAAACUUGGAGUUGUUGCGGCUAAAGCAAUAAUACCAGAAGGACCCGAGUUAUUUGUUGAAGUUGGCGUUACAGUUAAUUUAACUUGUUUAAUUAGUGAACCAUCAUCUUCACCGCCGGUUUAUGUUUUCUGGUACCAUGAUGGAACAGUGAUUAAUUAUGAUUCACCGAGAGGAGGAGACAUAAAAGUGACAACGGAUCGUAGCUCUUCAGCUGUUAGUCGUUUAACCAUUAUUGAAUCAAGACCAUCUGAUUCUGGUGAAUACUCAUGUAAACCAUCCUAUGCAGAUUUUGCCAAUGCUACACUUCACGUCGUUGCCGCAUCAUCGUCUUCACCUUCAUCAUCUUUAUCGUCAAUUGCAUUGGAUAAAAAAGAUUUUCCCGGGGAGUUGACACCAUUCUAUCAAUAUCCAGCGAGCUUGGGUACAAGUCUUUUUCAAUAUCAUCAUCAAUACUAUAUUAAUUGGUCUAUUUACUUCUUUGGUUGGCUAGUAAUUUAUCGAUCCAAGUAAUAGUUCAAAGUCAAUGGUAUCGAAUUAUUGUGAUAAUAUCGCCGGUGAUAACAUAAGAGUUAAAACUAUGAUCUCCUCAAGUCCUUAGCCUGUUGGACUAUUGGUUAUUGUAAUAAAAAUUUGGAAAAUUUUAGACUUUUAGAAAUUUUUACCCUAUUUUUGUACAAUAUAAAAAUACAGAAUUUAAAAAAUAAACUUUGAUUUCUUUCUUAAA
Molecule: messenger RNA, 1113 nt
Organism: Tetranychus urticae (two-spotted spider mite)
Lineage: Eukaryota; Metazoa; Arthropoda; Arachnida; Trombidiformes; Tetranychidae
Source: RefSeq, a predicted model, not a curated record